Talaromyces rugulosus is the source of this 837-nucleotide messenger RNA. RefSeq lists its product as uncharacterized. Bases 1 to 837 code for a protein of 278 amino acids. The transcript has a single exon. Lineage: Eukaryota; Fungi; Ascomycota; Eurotiomycetes; Eurotiales; Trichocomaceae. The record is from RefSeq and is a predicted model, not a curated record.
AUGGCUCGAAGGAGCGUUGCACAGGACAUGAAAUGCGCUGCUACGGUAUACGACGUUAAGUUGAAAGGGCCAAGACAAUGUAGAAAUUCGAUGAAGAUCGGGCCCUUCUGCAAAUUGCACGCGAAGAAGAUAGAAGACCUGCAGGACGACCCAGAAACCGACGCCGAAGGUGACUCGUCAUUGUCCCAACCCGUGGCAGUUGAGGAUGAUAUCACCACCUCGAUGAAAGAAUUAACGCUUAGCAACGACAAGAGCGUGAUCGUGGAACCUAUCCCACAGGACUGGAUGCCAAAACGAGUGCAAUCAUUCGGUGGUGUUCAGGACCCGGUUCGCAAAAGAUGGCAGGAUUACAUACCUAAAGACAUCUCCAAAUCUGUCUACCAGGACGUGGUGCAAUAUUUCUCACAAAGACCGUCCCGGGAUAGACCGGGACAAGUCUACAUCACUCGCAGCUAUCCAACCUGGCAGGUCCUUGAGAAAGGAGAAAUUAUCAUCAAGAUUGGGCGAGCGGAUAACGCGGAGGAGCGCGACAAAACGUUGGUAAAAUGGUGCCAGUACUAUACUUUCGAGCUACUUUUCGCCUUCCCGGACACCGAGCGAAAAAUAAUGCUGUCGCGGAAAGCUGAAAAACUAGCACACAAAUCGCUCAGCAAUCGUUUAUAUCAGCCGACAUCCAGUGGAAAGUGUAUGUGCCAGAAACCGCAUCAAGAACUGUUCAAGAUCCCCGAGUCUGAGCUCCCACAGGUGAUCACAAUGGUACAGCAUUGGGCGAAUGUUCUCGAAGAAUACGAGGAAAUUUGGCCUGGUAUCUCCUUUAAAGGAAGACCGUCAAUGUGA